AUGGAGCCGGAUGAAGCUAAGAGAAUCGAGAAGCUAGCCGAUGUCAACAACAUCGUGUUGCCGCGACUUCUGGGUGGUCUCGAAAAGCGCGUUGUCGGCCCUUUCUUCUUGGGCACCACGCCGUCAUUUGCGGAUAUUUACAUGUUGGAUUUUCACAUGCAGAUUUGGACUGCAUUCCCAAGUCUACUCAAGAUGGCCCCCGACCAUUACCCUAACCUUGCAGCUAUCGCAGAUCGCCUGAGCAAUUCGAUCGAGUUGGCCGCGUAUUUCAAGCCAAAGUAAGGGAUCGAAGCCUUCCUCCCAUUCAACACGACACCGUUGGAGCAUG
Messenger RNA from Aphanomyces invadans, 328 nucleotides. RefSeq lists its product as hypothetical. Lineage: Eukaryota; Oomycota; Saprolegniomycetes; Saprolegniales; Verrucalvaceae. The transcript has a single exon. Bases 1 to 282 code for a protein of 93 amino acids. The record is from RefSeq and is a predicted model, not a curated record.